Penaeus chinensis is the source of this 4389-nucleotide messenger RNA. Its product is annotated as serine-rich adhesin for platelets-like. The transcript is spliced from 6 exons. The record is from RefSeq and is a predicted model, not a curated record. NCBI's taxonomy places the organism in Eukaryota, Metazoa, Arthropoda, Malacostraca, Decapoda, Penaeidae. The coding region runs from base 1 to 4389 and encodes 1462 amino acids.
AUGGGACAGCAGCAGAUCCUGGCCCUGGGUUUAUAUCUGACCAGUUUCCCUAGUCAAAUAAAAGUAUGGACAUGGGGCAUAGCUUUGUUAGUCUUCCGGUUUGUCAUCAAACUCCACUCCAGCCAGAUGCCAGCUGUUGCUCAAGUACAUGUAAAUGUUGUUAAGUAUGUGUCAGCUACUGAACAAAGAUUAGAAAACGAAAAUACCUAUAUUGUUCAGAGUUCAAGUUCUAGUAGCUCUAGUUCCAGUAGUUCAAGUUCAAGUAGUUCAAGCUCAAGUAGUUCUAGUUCAAGUAGUUCAAGCAGCUCAAGUUCAAGUAGUUCCAGCUCAAGCGCAAGUGGAAGUAGUAGAAGUAAUAUUGUUUCAAGCAAUUCUAAGUCAAGUUCUUUGAGUAUCAUUUCAAGCAUAUCUACUUCAGUCAGUGAACCUUGCAGCUCUGAAUUAAAUAGCCAGAGCAGUUUGAGUUCUGUUAUAUCAGUUUCAAGAAGUAAAUUUAGUACAUGCGCAAGUAUUAUCAGCACUUCUAGUAGUAAAUCCACAUCAAGCAACCUUGGCAGUUCAAGCAGCUCAGACUGCAUAAUGUUAUCAAGUAGUAUAAGUAGCAUUAUUUCAAGCAGUUCUAUGUCGAGUACCUUGAACAUUGUUCAGAACAUAUCUAGUUCAGUCAGUGAAUGUUCACUAGGAGAAGUGAGCUCCUCUUCGAGUGGUUCCAUUUAUUCCUCAUGUAUACCAAGUAGCCUUGCUUCAAGAAGUUCCAGUUGUGUUAGUCCAUCCUCAAGCAUUGAAAGUAGCUCCUUCUCAAGCAGUAAAUCUCUUCCCAGCAGUUCUAUAUCAAGCUUAAUAAGUCUCAGUAUAUCAUGUAGUGCACUGAUAUCAAGUAGCUGUACAGGCAGUGGAAGUAAUAUUGCUUCCAGAAGCUCUGAGUCAAGUAGUUUGAGUUCAGUUAUAUCAGUUUCAAGAAGUGAAAUUGGCUCAAGUAGUUCAAAUUCAAGCAGUAUUCGUAAAUCCAUAUCAAGCAGCCAUGGUAGUCCGACCAUUACAAGCUCAAGCAGCAUAAUGGUAUCAUGUAGUUCUCCUGGAAGCAGUUCUUUGUCAAGUAGCUUAAGAAGUAUUCCAUAUGUAUCUAGUUCAGUCAGUGAAUGUUCACUUAGUAAAUCUCUUCCUAGUAUUUCUCUUCCAAGUUCAAUGAGUCUCAGUAAGUCCUGCAGUGCAAUGAUAUCAAGUAGCUGUUCAGGCAGUGAGAGUAAUAUUGUUUCCAGCAGCUCUGAAUCAAGUAGCCAGAGCAGUUUGAGUUCUGUUAUAUCAGUUUCAAGAAGUGAAAUUGGCUCUAGCAGUAUUCCUAAAUCCAUAUCAAGCAGCCAUGGCAGUCCAAGCAUUACAAGCUCAAGCAGCAUAAUGGUACAAUGUAGUUCUCCUGGAAGCAGUCCUUUGCCAAGUAGCUUGAGUAGUAUUCCAUAUGUAUCUAGUUCAGUCAGUGAAUGUUCAUUUACUAAAUCUCUUCCUAGUAUUUCAAUUCCAAGUUCAAUGAGUCUCAGUAAAUCCUGCAGUGCAAUGAUAUCAAGUAGCUGUUCAGGCAGUGAGAGUAAUAUUUUUUCCAGCAGCUCUGAAUCAAGUAGCCAUAGCAGUUUGAGUUCUGUUAUUUCAGUUUCAAGAAGUAGUUCAUGUUCCAGCAGUAUCAGUGCUUCUAGUAGUAAAUCGAUAUCAAGCAGCCAACACAGUUCAAGCUUUACAAGCUCUAUCAGUCCAAGUAGUUCAAGCAGCAUAAUGGAAUCACGUAGUUCUGGAAUUACAAGUAGUAUUGUUUCAAGCAGUUCUUUGUCGAGUAGCUUGAGUAUUGUUCAAAACAUAUCUAGCUCAGUCAGUGAAUGUUCACUAAGGGAAGUGAGCUCAUCUUCAAGUAGUUCCAUUUAUUCAUCAUGUAUACCAAGUAGUCUUGUUUCAAGAAGUUCCAAUUUUGUUAGUCCAUCUUCAAGAAUUGAAAGUAGCCCCUUUUCAAGCAGUGAAUCUCUUCCCAGCAGUUCUAUAUCAAGCUUAAUAAGUCUCAGUAUAUCAUGUAGUGCACUGAUAUCAAGUAGCUUUACAGGCAGUGGAAGUAAUAUUGCUUCCAGCAGCUCUGAGUCAAGUAGCCAGAGCAGUUUGAGUUCUGUUAUAUCAGAUUCAAGAAGUGAAAUUGGAUCAAGUAGUUCAUGUUCAAGCAGUAUUCGUAAAUCCAUAUCAAGCAGCAAUGGCAGUCCAAGCAUUACAAGCUCAAGCAGCAUAAUGGUAUCAUGUAGUUCUCCUGGAAGCAGUCCCUUGCCAAGUUGCUUGAGUAGUAUUCCAUAUGUAUCUAGUUCAGUCAGCGAAUGUUCAUUUGCUAAAUCUCAGCCUAGUAUUUCUUUUCCAAGUUCAAUGAGUCUAUGUAAAUCCUGCAGUGCAAUGAUAUCAAGUAGCUGUUCAGGCAGUGAGAGUAAUAUUGUUUCCAGCAGCUCUGAAUCAAGUAGCCAUAGCAGUUUGAGUUCUGUUAUUUCAGUUUCAAGAAGUAGUUCAUGUUCCAGCAGUAUCAGUGCUUCUAGUAGUAAAUCGAUAUCAAGCAGCCAACACAGUUCAAGCUUUACAAGCUCUAUCAGUCCAAGUAGUUCAAGCAGCAUAAUGGAAUCACGUAGUUCUGGAAUUACAAGUAGUAUUGUUUCAAGCAGUUCUUUGUCGAGUAGCUUGAGCAUUGUUCAAAACAUAUCUAGCUCAGUCAGUGAAUGUUCACUAAGAGAAGUGAGCUCAUCUUCAAGUAGUUCCAUUUAUUCAUCAUGUAUACCAAGUAGUCUUGUUUCAAGAAGUUCCAGUUGUGUUAGUCCAUCUUCAAGCAUUGAAAGUAGCUCCUUCUCAAGCAGUAAAUCUCUUCCCAGCAGUUCUAUAUCAAGCUUAAUAAGUCUCAGUAUAUCAUGUAGUGCACUGAUAUCAAGUAGCUGUACAGGCAGUGGAAGUAAUAUUGCUUCCAGCAGCUCUGAGUCAAGUAGCCAGAGCAGUUUGAGUUCUGUUAUAUCAGUUUCAAGAAGUGAAAUUGGCUCAAGUAGUUCAAGUUCAAGCAGUAUUCGUAAAUCCAUAUCAAGCAGCCAUGGCAGUCCAAGCAUUACAAGCUCAAGCAGCAUAAUGGUAUCAAUUUGCUUGAGUAGUAUUCCAUAUGUAUCUAGUUCAGUCAGUGAAUGUUCAUUUACUAAAUCUCAUCCUAGUAUUUCUAUUCCAAGUUCAAUGAGUCUCAGUAAAUCCUGCAGUGCAAUGAUAUCAAGUAGCUGUUCAGGCAGUGAGAGUAAUAUUGUUUCCAGCAGCUCUGAAUCAAGUAGCCAUAGCAGUUUGAGUUCUGUUAUUUCAGUUUCAAGAAGUAGUUCAUGUUCCAGCAGUAUCAGUGCUUCUAGUAGUAAAUCGAUAUCAAGCAGCCAACACAGUUCAAGCUUUACAAGCUCUAUCAGUCCAAGUAGUUCAAGCAGCAUAAUGGAAUCACGUAGUUCUGGAAUUACAAGUAGUAUUGUUUCAAGCAGUUCUUUGUCGAGUAGCUUGAGCAUUGUUCAAAACAUAUCUAGCUCAGUCAGUGAAUGUUCACUAAGAGAAGUGAGCUCAUCUUCAAGUAGUUCCAUUUAUUCAUCAUGUAUACCAAGUAGUCUUGUUUCAAGAAGUUCCAGUUGUGUUAGUCCAUCUUCAAGAAUUGAAAGUAGCUCCUUUUCAAGCAGUAAAUCUCUUCCCAGCAGUUCUAUAUCAAGCUUAAUAAGUCUCAGUAUAUCAUGUAGUGCACUGAUAUCAAGUAGCUUUACAGGCAGUGGAAGUAAUAUUGCUUCCAGCAGCUCUGAGUCAAGUAGCCAGAGCAGUUUGAGUUCUGUUAUAUCAGAUUCAAGAAGUGAAAUUGGAUCAAGUAGUUCAUGUUCAAGCAGUAUUCGUAAAUCCAUAUCAAGCAGCAAUGGCAGUCCAAGCAUUACAAGCUCAAGCAGCAUAAUGGUAUCAUGUAGUUCUCCUGGAAGCAGUCCUUUGCCAAGUAGCUUGAGUAGUAUUCCACAUGUAUCUAGUUCAGUCAGUGAAUGUUCAUUUACUAAAUCUCAUCCUAGUAUUUCUAUUCCAAGUUCAAUGAGUCUCAGUAAAUCCUGCAGUGCAAUGAUAUCAAGUAGCUGUUCAGGCAGUGAGAGUAAUAUUGUUUCCAGCAGCUCUGAAUCAAGUAGCCAGAGCAGUUUGAGUUCUGUUAUUUCAGUUUCAAGAAGUAGUUCAUGUUCCAGCAGUAUCAGUGCUUCUAGUAGUAAAUCGAUAUCAAGCAGCCAACAGAGUUCAAGCUUUACAAGCUCUAUCAGUCCAAGUAGUUCAAGCAGCACAAUGGAAUCACGUAGUUCUGGAAUUACAAGUAGUAUUGUUUCAAGCAGUUCUUUGCUCGAGUAG